Fusarium pseudograminearum CS3096 is the source of this 1974-nucleotide messenger RNA. RefSeq lists its product as uncharacterized. NCBI's taxonomy places the organism in Eukaryota, Fungi, Ascomycota, Sordariomycetes, Hypocreales, Nectriaceae. The transcript has 3 exons. Bases 1 to 1974 code for a protein of 657 amino acids. The record is from RefSeq and is a predicted model, not a curated record.
AUGGCGGCGAAUGCUGUGCCUACCGCACAUAUGGAAAAUGGCAUCUACGGCACAAAAAGUCCUGCGCAAGCUGCGCAUCCAUAUACCCAUUCACAAACUCCGAUACCGUUGCCGACCUACGUAGCGCCCCAGAGGCAAGCACCCAGUGCUUCGCCAGCACAAUCGAGUCCUUUAAUCCCCUCUCAACAGCAUCACUCACCACCCGUGCAGCCAGGUACAUUGUAUCAGGGACAUUCACAGCCACCCGCAAUGCAGAAUGGAAAUGUUGCACCAACUCCUUUGCGAGGGCACCUGUCACCAUCAGCACAAGGCAAUCCGCAGCAGACUCAAUCCGUGGGUACUUACCAGGCCUUGGUUGCUUUGAUUGACAGGGCACCUGCGUCAGUCGUUCGACAUGUCAUUCGUGACAAAUGGGAAAAGUCCCUUUUGGGUUCACAGUAUCACAUUGCUUUUUUGCUGAAUGCGACUAUGCACCAAGCAUCUCCCGAGACCGUUGGCAAUGCUGUCAAGGAGUUUGGGGCUAAUCUUGUCCAAAACGCAAAGCACGAGCUCGUGGGCCAUCUCAGCUCUACUGAUAUUGACGAGCUGGCGGACUCGAUCAUUUCUCGUGCCAGUCCAGAUUUCCUAGAUAGGGUUCUUGCCAGGCGCCUUGAGACAGUAUCGGCACGGCAGCUUGUUAACGCCUUGGCACGCGCUGAGCGUCUAGGCUACAAUGUCCGGGACAUUGUUCGGGAGCAUGAUGAACAAGUUAUUCCAUCUAUGCACUCGGUACUCACGUCAUCUACGAUACCUCCCGGAAAUGACACAAUGCGUAUGAAGCAUUACCAGCCUCAACCUAUUCCUUCACAGCAGCUGCAACAACCUCAGCCUCAGCCAUUCGCUCGGGCACCACCGCCAAAGGUUUCGUCGCUCGACGACCUUCCUAUGGGUCCGCCAGAAAUCGUGUGGUGCAAUUGUGGUUGGCCGUGUGCCUCCGAAACGGCCCUUAACUACCAUAAGAAGAAGAACGCUUGCUACAAGGUUCAUCCGACCGACCAGCCUGGAAGAGACAUAUGCGUCCUUUGUGGCUGCAGGUUCGGCAGUAAUGGCGGGAUACUGUAUCACGAGAAGUCUGAGGUCUGCGGACCGCGUACUGCAGAUACUUGCCAGAAGAUGAUCGAUCUAAUUGAGCACUUUCGCACACAUGGAAGGAGUGCACAUUACCGUGCUGCUCAUUCAUUGAUGACUCCCCGGGGUCGAGAAAAAGCACCGUCAAGGGAGCAUCAUGCAGCUUUGGCCACGCCGACGUCAUCCCAGCCAUCAAGCACUCAACGCGAUCCGUAUGCGCAUCUUACCCCCGAUAAGUACAGAGAAUUCAACGCAAUCAUGAAGACUGCCGAAGAGAAAUACGGGGGCCUCAUGAGAGAGGCCGCGCUUCUCGACGAGCCGGAGAGAUCAAAGCGUCUGGCGGGCCUGAAGAAUUCUUACAACACAAAACAAAGCACGACCCGCAAGAAGUUCGGCAUUCGUCUCCGCGAGAGACGCACUCGAGAGGAGAUUGAGGCCGAGGAGAAUAGACUUUUCAACAGUCAAGGCGGUGCAGGAACGCCGACAAAUGGAACUCCUGUUCCUGAUCACGAAUCUCGUCCAAAUAAGAGGCCCCGGACAGAUGAUAUGGAAGCAUCAGCAAGUGGAGUGAAUGGCAACCUCGAACCUCCACAGAAGAGAGUCUCCAGGGCAGAGAUGGGUGGUGGUUUAUCUGGAUCACAAGCGACUGCGGAGCUUACUGAUCCCACAGCGCAUCUGAAUCCACCUCAGCCACGGUACACACCCCAGAAGCCGUCCGCCACCAGACCAGCUUGGUCUUCAAAGCGGAUUGGAGUACACGUGGGGACUCAGGAGGAUCCCAUGUCAAUUGACGAGGACGACUCUGAUACGGACAGCGAUAGUGACAGUGACAGCGACGAUGGCGACAUUCCGGCCACUCUCAACUAA